Harmonia axyridis is the source of this 2427-nucleotide messenger RNA. RefSeq names its product cytochrome P450 9e2-like. Bases 144 to 1730 code for a protein of 528 amino acids. Lineage: Eukaryota; Metazoa; Arthropoda; Insecta; Coleoptera; Coccinellidae. The record is from RefSeq and is a predicted model, not a curated record. Gene Ontology annotation, molecular function: monooxygenase activity; heme binding; iron ion binding. The transcript is spliced from 6 exons.
UAUUUGGAAAAUUGAUACGUUUAAGUCAUCCGACCUUGUAAACUAUAAAUUAACAUUGAAAACAUGCCGCUGUCAUCCCGUUGAUUCGAUCAUCAUGCAGUGUUGUUUGUUUGAGAGAGGAUGCAAAUUUAAGUUCAAUAAAAAUGAUUGCAUUUAUUCUUCUAUUAUCUAUACUAAUAAUAUUGGUAUAUUUUUUGGCUAUCAAACCAUUCAAUUAUUGGAGAGAAAGAGGUGUGAAAACAGAAAGAGUGAUACCUGUGUUUGGGGACAACUUUGGGGUUAUGUUUGGUCUGGAGAGCUUCAUAGAUCAAACUAAAAGAAUGUAUAACACACUACCCAAUGAAAGGUAUUAUGGUUUAUAUCAAUUUUCCCUUCCUACACUUGUUAUUCGAACUCCAGACCUCAUCAAGAAAUUGUGCGUGAAGGAUUUCGAAUAUUUCCUCAAUCGUAGGAACCUUACACCAGAAGGAUGUGAUGUGUUAUUUUCUAAGAACCUGAUCAACCUCAAAGGACAAUCAUGGAAAGAUAUGAGGUCUACCCUCAGUCCAACCUUCACCAGCAGCAAAAUGAAGUCAAUGUUUGUACUGAUUUGUCACAAUGCAAAACUAUUUACUGAACACUUCUUGGAGAAGAAAGAGGAUCUUAUUGAGGUUGAAUUCAAAGAUUCUAUAUGUAGGUUCACAAGUGACGUUAUAGCGAGUUCUGCUUUUGGGCUUCAGGUCGACUCCCUGAAAGAUAGAAAUAACACUUUCUUCAAAAUGGGUCGAGAAAGCCUCGAUUUUACAAGUAUCAGACUGAAAAUCGCGUUUUGCAUAUAUCAGGUAUCACCAAAACUAGCUUCUAUUCUGAAAAUACCAAUUAUCACCAAAAAAGUUCAAGACUUCUUCAUAAAUUUAGUAAAAGACACCCUAAGAAUGAGGGAAGAAAAAAACAUCAAACGUCCCGAUGUCUUAGGCUUGCUUCUAGACGCUAGAAAAGGUCAACUGGAUACAAAAGAAGACCAAGAAGAAGAGGACGGUGGUUUUGCAGUUGUGAAAGAACAAUUAGAGAUGAAGACUUUAAAUUGCGAACUAACCGAUUUGGAUAUUGCUGCUCAAGCCUUCCUAUUCUUUCUUGCCGGAUUUGAAGGAGUUGCAACUCUUAUAUGCCAAACUGUAUAUGAAAUGGCAAUAAAUCCAGACGUACAGAAAAAACUGAUUGAUGAAAUUGAUGAAAAUUGGCCAGAAGAUGACAAACCAUCUUAUAACAAAGUGAUGAACAUGACUUAUUUGGAUAUGGUAGUUUCUGAGGCUUUGAGGAAAUGGCCUAACGGUAUUCAAACUGACAGAGUUGUUACGAAAGAGUACACAAUUGAACCUGAACUUCCUGGAGAUAAGCCUUUAACACUCGAAGAGGGAUCUAUAUUGCUGAUCCCCAUCUUAGGAAUGCACUACGAUCCAAAGUAUUUCCCAAACCCAGAAAAAUUCGACCCAGAACGAUUUUCUCCAGAAAACAAACAUAAUAUCGAUCCUUAUACAUACAUGCCAUUUGGAAUUGGUCCAAGGAAUUGCAUCGGUUCAAGAUUUGCCCUCAUGGAAGUUAAGGCUUUGCUUUUUUACCUUUUCCGUCAUUUUGAAGUUGUCCCAAUUGAAAAAACUGAAAUACCGAUAAAAUUCAACAAAAAUGCUUUCGGUUUUAUUCCUGAAAAUGGAUACCACCUUGGAUUGAAAAAAAGGACGAUGGAGAAAUAGUAUUAUUAUUCUUAUGACAACAAAAUCACAUUGGUAUGUGAAUUUGCUUUACGGAUAGGAGAUGACAAAUGAAAUUUAUAUGUUAUGCCAGUAUUAUCAUACUAAUAUUUUUUUUGAGAUAGAUAUUUUUUUAUGCCAUGAACACUAUUCAAGCUGAUUCAUAAUUAAUUGAUAAUAUGAAAAUAAAUACAAAUAACUCAUAAUAUGAAAACCACAAUAUUAUGUGGUUUUUUUAUGUCAGAAUAGUUUUUAAUUUAUAUUGACAUUAGCAUUUUUCUUCUAUACCAAUCUUUGAUUUUGUUAGAUAUCUAUAAUCAUAUUUCAUCAUAUUACCUGAAUGAUAUAUAAAUAGAAGUACUCUUAUAUUGUAUACUAAUUUCAUUGAUAUUAUAUCAAUAAAAUUAAUUAUUGAUAAAGUAUAUGUCUCCUACAUCAAUUUUGGGCUUGAAAGUGAAAAGGCUAAUAAUAUUUCAUCAUAUUUUCUAGGUGAGAAAGAUAGCACUACAGUUAUAUUGUAUGAAUAAUAUCAAUGAGAUUAAUCAAUUUUCAAUCGAGUUGAUGACUGAUAAGCUUCAAUUUUAGGCUUAGAAUAUAUUUAAAUUGUUUAUAAUAUUCACGUUUUUUGUAUUUUCCGAAUAAUGUAAACUGAAGUACUGAAAUUUUUUAUGAAUAAUAUCAAUAAAAUUUAUUAAACGAG